AGCUGCGUUCUCUCCACCAACCAAGCCUGUCUCCUAACUAAAUUUCUCACCGUUAUUCGACCCUCAUAUAUUUCAUGAACUAGUCGGCCAUGAGUGUAUGUGUCUUUCAGCUUUCCGGAUGCCCAGUACAAUUCCGAGGAGGCAGCGGAUAGAGCCGCCAUAUCAGAUCCACUGGAGAUGGCCUGAGCGGGCACAUCUGGAGGUUGCGGCAAGUGAUGGAUUCCUGGCCGGUUUUUCUCUACAAAACUCGGAUGCAAUCCCCAAACCCCAAACUACCGCAGCCAUCUCGCUCAAUAGAGACUCGGCUGGAAGUGCGCACUCGGUGGCUCUAACUGGCUCUGUGUAGCACACAUCCAUCUUGAGAUAUCAGAUCGGAGGCGGGGCGGACCUGCAGGACACUUAUCCAGCCGUUUGGAUCUGAUCUGUCCCGGACUCCCGUACCCUCCAACCCAUUGUUAACGUGCCUCUCGUGUUUUCUCACACCCGUCAUUGAGACCCGGGAACCCCCAUCACCCCGCAGUCGCGUGGGUUACGCCUGCCAGACUGGUAAAGGCCCUCGAAUCACCUGCAUCUCUAUCCCAGAGAGGCAGGGCAAAGACAGGCAUAUGUCGUCGUCAGGUGGCAGGCAAGGUCCAUUGGCCCCAGCACCAGCAGACAAACCAGACGCGCCAGAUUUACAAUCCAUCCCACUCCAACCUCUAGUGCCGGGUUCCGCUGCUGAGAGAGAAGGCGAAGGCCCCACGCCGUCACCGGCCUCUCAGUUUUCCAUCCACAGCCCCUCCAUCCACAACCACGCCAGGGAAUCAGAUCAAAGCCAGGUCACUCUCCUCCCUGUAGAUUCCCAUGGCAGCAGAUCCAGAUUUACGACGAAUACGCCUACCGCUGCUGACGAGAGCGACAGCGACAGCGACAGCGACAGCGACACCUACAGCGAGCCUGUCUCAGUAUCUGGUUUUGGAUACGACGAUUUUGACGAAAACGAAUUUUACGAACUUGAAAACUUCAGCCAACAACCGGCACCCAUGACGCAGGACAUGCCCUCACUCCGCUCGACGGCGGGCUUUCAGAGCCCCUCGUACGGCUCCAUUACACCAAGAGGAUCCAAUGAGUCUAUACCCGAUCCUGAAGUCGAGGGCAGCGCUCCGCACCAAAGACAAGAGUCUUCUGGAUAUGGUAGCAGACGAUCGACACGCGAUUUUGAGUCGCGGCGACGGCGCACCAGCUCCCAAGCUAGGUCGCUGUCGGUGACUAUGAGAAAGUCGUCGCGCCAGUCGCUGGGAAGCUCGACUACUGUUGGAGGACUGGAAGGCCGAUUUGGAACCACCGAGACGUCGCUGUUGAACGAUUUGACAGAGAAUCAUACGGCAACGGCGGAUGAGAUGGACGAUGACGAUUCGAGGUCCUAUAUCUUCGAGUCGGAGAUUGACGAGGGUGAUGAGAACGACCCCCCAGACAACUCUCCCUAUGCCCAAGUCAGGGCUUCCGUUGCGCCGACCGACAACACAAGUCUUUCCAUCAACACACCACGUAUGUGGGCUUUGUCCAUACUUUUUUCCUUUCUCGGAUCUUCUACCAACUUGUUUUUCUCCUUAAGAUACCCCAGUGUUGCUAUCACACCCGUCAUCGCAUUGCUACUUGUACAUCCCCUCGGUCUCUUGUGGGACUAUCUUUUAAAACGGUCCGACGAUCCACCGGAUGAGUACGUCGAUGGCUUUCGAAGCGAGAAUGCCUCCAUAUAUUCAUCCGAGUAUCCGUCACCACACAUCAUUCCAUGGGAGCGAAGAGGCGUAUUGGACAAGAUUCGGCUUUGGCUUUCUCAGGGUCGUUGGAACGAAAAGGAGCACAGCUGCGUCUAUGUCAGCAGCAACGUAUCGUUUGGAUUUGCUUUUGCAACAGACGUCAUCGUUGAGCAAACGCAGUUCUACAAGCAGGAGGCUAGCAUCACCUAUCAAAUCCUCCUCACCCUUUCAACCCAAAUUUUGGGUUACACGUUUGCCGGGCUCACACGGCGAUUUUUGGUCCGACCAAGCGGCAUGAUUUGGCCCGGGACGCUUAUGUCGGCAGCCAUGUUUACGACGCUCCAUAAGGAGGAGAAUAAGGAGGCCAAUGGCUGGCGGAUUAGCAGAUGGAAGUUCUUUUAUGCCGUCUGGUUUGGUGCCUUUGUCUUUUAUUUCCUUCCUGGGCUCCUGAUGCCAGCCCUAAGCUACUUCAACGUCAUCACGUGGUUUGCCCCCAAGAAUGUGGUGGUUGCCAACCUGUUUGGCGUCGUGUCAGGUCUGGGACUGUUUCCCAUGACAUUUGAUUGGGCUCAGAUUGCCUACAUCGGGUCACCUCUGCUUACCCCGUUCUGGGCAGCCAUGAAUGUGGUCGGCGGCUUGGUGAUUGUGAUGUGGAUCAUCGCACCAAUUGCGUACUACAGCAACUGGCUGUACUCUUCAUACAUGCCGAUUCUGUCAGCAGCCGUGUUUGACAAUACUGGUAGCGUUUACGACGUUGGCAGAGUUCUUACCAAAGACUUUCUGUUCGACAGGGAGGCUUAUUCAAAUUAUAGUAGGGUGUUUCUGCCCAUCACCUAUGUGCUUAGCUACGGCGUUCAGUUUGCCGGGCUUGCAGCCCUCAUCACACACACGGUCUGCUGGCAUGGAAAGGAUAUCUGGAGACAAUGGAAGCGGUCAGUUGAGGAGGCUUCGGCGGAAACCAAAGGCACCUACGAGCCUGUGGCCGGUGUGCACGAGGACCGACCCCGGAGGGGAUCCGGCCGUGGUCGGGUACCAGCAACGGAACCAGCCAGGUCGUCUCUAAGUAUCGACAACCUCAUGACUCGAGAGGAUGUUCACAACCGCCUGAUGAAGAGAUACAAAGAUGCCCCCAUGCUUUGGUACUUGAUAACGUUUGUGUCGAUGACCGCCGUGGGUAUUUUUAUUGUUGAAUACUACCCUAUUCACCUUCCCUGGUACGGCCUCCUCCUUGCCCUGGGCAUUUGCAGCGUCCUCUUCAUCCCCAUUGGGAUCAUCAUGGCUGUCACCAACCAGCACAGCAGUAUUUAUCUGAUCUGCCAGCUCGUCGCCGGCGCACUCUUUCCCGGCCGUCCGGUAGCCAACAUGGUUUUUGUAACCUACGGUUACAUCUCCUCGGCCCAGGGCAUCAAGUUUGCUGCUGAUCUCAAGCUUGGCCACUACAUGAAAAUCCCACCCCGGAUAUUGUUCGCUGUCCAGAUGGUUGCCACCAUUGUGUCGUCGUUGACUCAAAUCGGCGUUCUCAACUGGAUGUUUGUCAACGUACCUGGGAUUUGCACCCCGCAGGCAAUCAACGGGUUCACCUGCCCAAUCGCACGAGUGCACUUCAACGGGUCGAUUCUCUGGGGCGUGGUAGGGCCGUCGGAAUUCUUUGGACCUAACGCCACAUAUCGGCCAUUGGUUUGGGCAUUUGCCGUCGGUGGGAUUUUGCCUAUUCCGCUGUGGCUAUACGCACGCAAGAGAAAGGACUCCAUCGUUCGCAAGAUCAAUCUUCCGGUCUUGUUCGGAUCACUCGGAUGGAUUCCCCCGGCGACGGGCUUGAACUUCUCGGUUUGGGCUGUGGUGUGCUACGUGUUCAAUUACCUCAUCAAGAACCGAGCCGGAGCCUGGUGGGCGAAAUAUACCAUGACGAUGAGCGCCGCUCUGGAUUCUGGCCUUGCCUUUGGGAUAGUAGUGGUGUUCUUUGGUUUCAUCUAUCCGGGCUGGAUGAAGGGCUUCUCUUGGUGGGGAACAGAGGUGUACAAGCAGGGCUGUGACUGGCAGGCUUGCAGCUAUUUGGAGGUGCCUGAUGGAGGCAGGUUCGGGCCUGAUAGAUGGUGA
This is a messenger RNA of Podospora bellae-mahoneyi, 3836 nucleotides long. RefSeq lists its product as uncharacterized. The record is from RefSeq and is a predicted model, not a curated record. Gene Ontology annotation, molecular function: oligopeptide transmembrane transporter activity. The coding region runs from base 606 to 3836 and encodes 1076 amino acids. Gene Ontology annotation, cellular component: plasma membrane. Gene Ontology annotation, biological process: transmembrane transport. Lineage: Eukaryota; Fungi; Ascomycota; Sordariomycetes; Sordariales; Podosporaceae. The transcript has 2 exons.